Molecule: messenger RNA, 855 nt
Organism: Arabidopsis thaliana (thale cress)
Lineage: Eukaryota; Viridiplantae; Streptophyta; Magnoliopsida; Brassicales; Brassicaceae
Product: Copper transport protein family
Exons: 5
Coding region: 49-765 (238 amino acids)
Source: RefSeq, marked reviewed
GGUUACAAUCAUAUAACUUCACUGUCCAAUCUUUUAAACAUUCCAAAUAUGCAGGUGGAGACAGUUGAAUUCAAGAUGGAUGUUUCUGAUGAAAACAUCAAACGGGAAGUUAUGAAAAUUGUCUGGAUGCCAGGAGUUACUUUCGUAGACAUCAAGGAAAAAGGUAUAUUAAAGGUGAAGGGAAAAUAUGAUAAGAUUCAAAUGGGGAGCAAACUUCAUGAGCUAGAUAACUCUGUUGACAUUAUCAACCAAAUGGGAAAAACGGGGCAAUAUCGCAUUCCGAGUUUAACUUCAGUCUACAGUUAUUUUACCACUCCAAAUAUACAGGAGGUAGUUGUAUUCAAGUUUAAAGUUCUUGAUGAAAAAAUGAAACUUGAUGCUAUGGAAGUUAUUUGGGAGUUUUCAGGAAUUACUUCAGUAGAGGUGAAGAGAGAUAAUCAACUAGAGGUGAAGGGAGGAGAAUUUAAUAAAAUCGCAAUGUCGACGAAGCUAAAGGAAAUAGAUGAAUCUGUUAGCGUUAUCAUCAAGUCUGGACCAGAUGGACAAGUUGAUGUGACAAAUAUUAAGAUCAACAAUGCGAGAAAAACUUCACGUGUCCCUGCUCCUGUACCUGUUCGUGCGCCUGCCCCUACGCCUAAACCUGCCCCUGCGCCUCCUUCUGUUCCUGCGUCUGUGGCUGCUUAUGCGAACAUGCGUCUUUAUGUGCAUAAAACACCAAUUUGGAAAAAGUGCUUUCGAGCAAUUUCCUGUGGACUUUAUCGUUGAAAUCGGUCACUGGAAUGACUGGAUAAAGGAGUCAAUUAAUUUGUUGUAAUGAACAUUAUAAGAUAUCCUAUUUACAAUUGAAAAUCGAAG